UUGACAAAGUCAAAGCAAAGCAAAAUGCAUUCUACCUCCAGCUUUCUGUUCAUUGCCCUGGCUUGUGCCUGUGCCUUCUCCGUUGCCUUGGCCUAUCCCUAUCCUGAUCCCCGAGAGAUUGUCAACAUGCAGCCCGAACCAUUGGCAUAUUCUCCCGAUUUCAAUGCUCCCCUGCACAGAGUUCGUCGCCAGUUCCAAUUGAAUGGCGGUGGUGGUGGAAGCCCCAAACAGGGAUUUGAUCUGAACCUCAACGCCCGUGCUCCUGUUUGGCAGAGCCAGAAUGGCCGCCACUCUUUCGACGCCACGGGAUCGUAUGGCCAGCAUCUUGGAGGACCCUAUGGAAACAGCCGACCUCAGUUUGGAGCCGGAGGUGUGUACACCUUUAGGUUCUAGGCUACUAGCUGAAUUUCUUAAUAUUUAUUAAAUUAUAAAUAAAAACCAUAACGAAAUA
Drosophila takahashii is the source of this 451-nucleotide messenger RNA. It is a transcript of the gene DptB, whose product is annotated as Diptericin B. The record is from RefSeq and is a predicted model, not a curated record. Gene Ontology annotation, cellular component: extracellular region. NCBI's taxonomy places the organism in Eukaryota, Metazoa, Arthropoda, Insecta, Diptera, Drosophilidae. Gene Ontology annotation, biological process: defense response to bacterium.